CAUAUUUGAGAAAUCUCCAAAAAGUUUAUGGAAAAUGUGUAUUAUUAAAAAAAACUAUGCAUGGAUUUCAAUAAUUAUUUAUUUAUUUGAGAGGUAGAGACAGACAACUCCUACCCACUGGUUCACUCCCCAAAUGCCCACAAUACUCUGGCUGAUGCCAGGAGCUGGAACUCAAUCCAAGUCUCCCACAUGAAUGGCAGGGAACCCAUUGCAUCAACACUGCAGCUUCCCACGAUACACAUUGUUGGAAGCUAGAAUCAAGAGCAGAAGCCAGGUGCUCUGAUAUGGGAUAUAGAUGUCCCAACUGAUGUCUUAACCUCCAGGCCAAAUGCCAUCUCAGGUUACAAACUUUUGUGGCACUCAAAUAAACUUAUCUCAUAAUUUCAUCUUCCAUGAACUUUUUGAAGUCCUCCGUAUUUCUUGGAUGAUGUGGGGAAGCUGGUAAGGACUGCCUCUCAGUAGCAGUAGAUGGUUCAGUUACUGGUGCUUCGACUUUCCCUUGUUAGAGUGCUCAUCAAAUAGAAGACAGCUGGCAUGCAGAGAAAGAUCACUAAACUGGUUCUGUCAGGUGCAGCUGUCCUUGGAAGUAGCCAGGUCUAUUGUUUCUGGAACUUCCUAUUCUGUUUAUGUUCACAUAGGGACAAUCAGAUGCAAGACGUCAUUUGCCUUCAUUGAGUAAGAUUAAACAAAAAUUAGCCCAUCUGCCUGCCUUGGCAUCCAUCUUUUCUUCCUCCUCUUACCAAGGAGGAUAAGAAAUGGUUCAUUGCCCGUAUAGUCUUGAGACGCAUGUCACACUUUCCCAUCAGCCCUCAUCGCUGGUCCCCUGGUAGCUUCCUGCUUGGUAAAGGUCUUAGAAUAUUGCAGGAAUUUGAAUGGAAAGAUGAGCAGAGAAGCCCACACAUAACUGCUUAGGUCAAGGAAGACUGUUGAGUCAACUAAAACUGAGAAGCUACCGUGAUGGAAGGUCAUGGGAGACAGAGCUCAAAGAGUGGUUAUUUGGAGGUCAGUAGGUGGAAAUUGCGAGAAGAGCAAAAAACUCUGGGCUGAUGAAGGAAGUCCAUGUAGGACAGUGGUUUUAAAUCUAUGUUGUGGUUCUGUGAGACAUUACUGGCAGUGUCAUAAAUAAGCAGGUGUAGCCAAUUAAGGGUCGCAGAAACCCUUCUCUGCAAUCGUAGUCAACUUCACUUAUGCAUUUCCAUUUCCGUGUGGUGGCAAAAAGAAAAAAAAUCUUUCCCAUUCAGACUUAUUUUGUCUCCACUGGUCCAAAACUCAGCCUCUUUCGGGGGAAAGGACAAAAUCUAUUCCCAGUUCGUUUUCUUCCAAUCUCCCCUUGUUUCUUUCUAAAGGGUAACUGGGGUUCUUUGGGGGUGCUAGGGUGGAGGGCCUGGAGGUGAUUAAGGGUUGCCCUGGUAUUGGCAGAGGGCCCUCUGCACAUCCUCUGCUCUUACACACUUCAUCGGAGGCCAUGCCUGCCCUGCCAGCCCAGACUGCAAAGCUGCUUCUGGGGGCAGCCCUCUCAGUCCUUUCAUAGCCCCUGUGCACACUUUGGGGCCUCUUGGCCACUUUGCUUGGCUACGCUGGGAUGACCUGCACUCUGGGAGGCAGGCUGUGCUCACACCCGGGCAGCUCAGCAGUCAGGCGUGCUCCCUGGUUUGGGUCAUGCUGGACACAGGGCUUUGCUAUGACACAGGGUGGUGUCCACGGACAUAUCCCAGGAUGCCAAGUGUUAUUUCUCCCUCCCAGAGUUCCCCACCAAUCUGUUCCUUCAGGAAGAGGCCAGGAUUUCUCCUGAUUGGUGGUGUUAGUGGAGCACAGAGGCGCUUGACCACUCUCUGAGAACUUGCAGGGCCACCGUCCUCUGCUUUUCCUCUUCUCAUCUGCUGAUAUAUUCUGUUCUUUUGAGUAAGAAAAAAUAACUUCAGACUUCCAUGCAUUCUUCUGUCUUACAAUACAGACCCUACAGUCUGGCUUCUUAGAUAUUCUGGCUUUGGGGGUUUGAAGAAACACGCAAAAACAUGCUUCCACUUUCCUACUUUCAAGCCCAGUGUGAAUCUGUAGAGUGGACAGAUCUUCAGGAUAUUCUCCAGCCAUAUGGGCCAUAGGAAAUGCUUUAUUUUUCAUGUUGGAUUGACUACUAUGACUUUGUUUCAUGCGCAUUGUUAUAGACUCCUCCCAAGGAGGAUCCCAGGAGCUGAGCUGCUCCCCAGGUCCAGGAGAGACCAAAACCCCUCAGGCCAUAAGAUAGAUCUCGGUGGGUGGCACACACUCAAGUCUCCCAGAUGCUCACUGUUUCAGAACUGGGUGGGGAGACUCCAGAAAGUAUCCAAAGGCACCCUUAGGUGCUACUUCUGUUGCUCCUUUUUGCCCAUGAUGUAAGCCCUUGCACACAUCGUGUGUGUACAACACCAGUGUAAGUGGUGACAGGUGCAAGCACAUGGCUGUGUUCAGAAUCCAUGCAUGGUGCUGAGUCCAGGGCAGAGAGAGGUGCUCAUGGGAGCCUCCGGCCUGAGAGACUCCCCCUGGGUCUAGAAGCCUGUGUGUCUAUCAGGAGAUCUGGGGUAGAGAGGAGUGGGAAAAAUUAGGAGUAGAAGAAACGUGUGAUGCUUUAUUUCUCUGUUGCUGCACGAACCAAUUUCACUUUCUACUUGUAAACUGCUUAAAAGCCUUCAUUAUGUAGAUAGCAAGACAAGUUCAUGCUCACUAAACAUAAGGCUUCCCGACCGGUUCUACAGCCUCAAACCAGUCCCAGCUGUUGUAGCUUUCAUUACCUGCCGCUUCCAACACACCUGUUGUAGUAGCCGUCAGGCGGAGAGUUCGGGUGCCCGCAUCACUGAGUUUGGAGGCUGCACAGUGGAAUCUCCUUGGAGCUUUGAAAGCACUGACAUUUGGGCCCCAGAGAGUCUGACACAGCUGAUCUGGGCCUGGGUGUGUCAAACCAUCCCCCGACCCACGGUGCUUCCUGUAGCCAAGGCUAUGAGAACAGUUAAUGAAUUCUCAUAAUCUUGUGUCACUGGUUUCAGGUUGAAGCCUGCUCUCCUGAGAAAAGGGAACAGUCCAAGCUUCUGGAACCAGAUAGAAAAGAAAUGAGAAACAGUCAUCACACCGACCACAAGCCAGCUUUAGGGGUUGAUGAGUGACUGCUGGUCCUUCCUCCAUGUUUCCCUCCAAUCGCCAGCUGUCCCAGGCAGCUGCAGCUCAUUCCACCUCCAUCCUUGACUUUCUGAAGGGAGAGAGGGGCUCGAGGAACUGGUCAGGGAAACAGGAGCCUGCCCAGCCUGGGAGACAUGCAGGAAGGGGCGGUGUGUCCCGGAAGGAAGGAAGGAAGCCUGCCAGCAUCACCCACCCAGGACCUCCUUGGAGGAUGGCCUGGGAGGACUGGAGGGCCGCAGAUAGGAGGAGGAGAGCAGCCUCAUGCUCUAGGAAUGGAACAGGUUUUAAGUUCCAGGGCUGCUGGGCUUGGAGCCCAAGAGAGCUGCACCUGGGACCCCAGUGUCACCCUCUUCCCCCUAACCCAGUCCUAGGUGAGAGUCUGCCAGGCCCUGGCCUGGCCAUAUGACUUUGGCCAUUUUUGCACUUAGCUGGCUGUCAGUUCUCCCAGAGCCGAGUGAGUGGGUGGGAGUAAGCGGCUCUUCAGCUUAAAGAAGCACCGGGGUUGCACUGCAGGUAAACUGAUUUAUUUAGCAAUCACAGUAGAACUAGCAGCUAACACUUGUCCUAGGGUGCCGGCCACUGGGUGACACGCACCAGCUCAUCUAAUCUCUCCUCCACUCGGUGAGAUGGAUGCUGCUAGAAUCUAUUUUCACAAAAGAAGAAACUGAGCUACCAGAAAAUUAGUGACCUGGUUCUCAAAGGCAGUGGGAAGGCGCAGCAGUGUUAACAGGGGUCUCCGGAUCUGACGCCCCGCCGGUGGCCAGCUCAGUUCGCACCCGGAGGUCGAGCCGAGUCGCGAGGUGACAGGUGAGCUGUGCCAACCGGCUUCAAUGGGACCCCCGCCGCGGCCCCUCGAUUUCCCAGGCGGUGGUUUGGAAGCGCACACGAGCAGUCUCCGGAAGCCCCGGCGUCAGCGGGACCCGGGCAGGAGCGCCUCCGGGCUCGCGGGGGAUGCGAAAGGGCAGCCCAGUCUCGUCUGCUCGCCCGGGAGGACACUCGGGGCAGCCUGCUAGCUCGCUCACCGCCCGCGGUCUGUCCCCGCCCCGCGUCUCCGCCCGCCAGCUCCCUGCCCCCGCGGCUGCUGGGCUGGAGCCGGGGAGCCGGAGCCGCGCCCGGUCGUUCUCCACCGCGAAGGCGGGAGCAGCUCCUGCCCGGCGCCCAGAUCCGACUCGGAGCGCGCGGCGCGGCGGGGCCUGGGCCACCGAGGCGCCUGCCUGCCCCGCGCGCCCCCGGGAGUGGCAGGAAUGUGACCGUCGUGCCCCCGCGCCCCGGAGCACCCUUCAUCGGCUCCCAGGGCCGCUGAUCUCUCCGGGCUGAACCGGGCUCCGAUCCUCGCAUGCCCCCGCAGCGGGGCUCGCUCAGGUGGAUGUGCCCACUGAAGAUGGUGACUCCCUCCUGAGAAGUGGGAACACUUGUACAGGAAAAGGCAUUCAUGAAGGAGAAUAUGAAUGUGUUGCUCAGGCUUGUUUGUGUCGUAGCCCUGCUGAUUUCCCUGGAGGCUGAUAACUGCAAGGAACGUGAAGAAGCAAUUAUUAUAGUAUCAUCUGCAAAUGAAAUAGGUGUUCGCGCCUGUCCUAUUAACCAAAAUGAAAGGAUUGGCACUAUACAUUGGUAUAAGAAUGAUAGUGAAAUCCCUAUAUCUACGGAACGAGAUGGUAGCAUCCAUCAACACAAAGAUAACCUUUGGUUUGUUCCUGCUAAGGCAGAGCACUCAGGGCGUUACUACUGUGUAGUAAGAAAUGCAACUUCCUGCCUCAAAGUUGGAAUCACUACAAAAUUUGUGGAGAAUGAACCUAAUUUGUGUUAUAACACACAAGCUCUCUUCCAACAGAGACUACCCGUUGCUGGAGAUGGAGGACUUGUGUGCCCUUACAUGGAUUUUUUCAAAGAUGAAAAUAACAAUUUUCCCAAAAUACAGUGGUAUAAGGAUUGCAAACCUCUAGUUCUUGACAAUGUACACUUCUCCGGAGUCACAGAUAAGCUCAUUGUGAUGAAUGUGACUGAAACGCAUAGAGGGAACUACACUUGUCGCGCAUCCUACACGUACCUGGGAAAGCAGUAUCCUGUGAGCCGGGUAAUAGAAUUCAUUACUCUAGAGGAAAACAAGCCCCAAAAGCCAGUGAUUAUGAGUCCAGCUAAUGAGACAAUGGAAGUGGUCUUGGGAUCUCAGAUACAACUGAUCUGCAACGUGACUGGGCAGUACAGUGAUGCUGUUUACUGGAAGUGGAAUGGGUCGGGAAUUGAUGAUGAGGAUCCACUACUGGAAGAAGAAUAUAAAUUCUUGGAAAAUCCUUCAUGUAAAAAACGAAGUACGCAACUCGCAAUGCUCAACAUUUUAGAAGUGGAAAGUAGAUUUUAUCUAUAUCCAUUUAUUUGUUUAGCCAAGAACACAUAUGGUUUAAAUGUAGCAUACAUCAAAUUAAUACCUCCAGUCCCUGAUUUCCAGAAGCACACAAUUGGGAUAUGUGUCAUGUUAACAGUGCUAAUUAUGUGCUCUGUUUUCAUAUAUAAAAUCUUCAAAGUUGACAUUGUACUCUGGUACAGGGAUUCCUGCUAUGAUUUCCUCCCAAAGAAAGCUCCAGAUGGAAAGACCUAUGAUGCAUACAUACUAUAUCCAAAGACCCUCACAGGAGAGUCCACCUCUAACUCAGAUAUUUUUGUGUUUAAAGUCUUGCCUGAAGUCUUGGAAAAACAAUUUGGGUAUAAGCUGUUCAUUUAUGGCAGGGAUGACUAUGUUGGGGAAGACAUUGUUGAGGUCACUAAUGAACAUAUAAAGAAAAGCAGAAGACUGAUUGUGAUUUUAGUGAGAGAGACCUCAAACUUCACCUGGCUGGGUGGGUCAUCGGAAGAGCAGAUAGCCAUGUACAACGCCCUCAUUCAGGAUGGAAUUAAGGUUAUGCUGCUGGAGCUGGAGAAGAUCCACAACUACGAGAAGAUGCCAGAAUCCAUUAAAUUCAUUAAGCAGAAGCAUGGGGCCAUCCGCUGGUCGGGGGACUUCAAAGAGGGGCCACAGUCCGCCAAGACCAGGUUCUGGAAAAACGUUCGGUAUCACAUGCCUGUCCAGCGGCAGGUGCCUUCAUCCAGUCGCCAGUUUCUGGCCACAGCCUCUAACCCAGACACUAAGAAGAAACUGCAAAGAGAAAUUCACUUGCCUCUUGGCUAACCUGGGGAGGCUGGGGUUCUCUGAUUGCCUCUUGUCUUAUGGCACUGCAGGCGGGCCUGUGCCUCCUGCUGUCUUGGCCCUGUUACGGUCCCUUAUACCCAGCGUCACCUGGAAACAGAUUGUUAAGGGAGCAGGGUGUGGUGAUGUAGCAGGCAAAGCAAUUCAGAGCAGAGGCCUUGGGGAGGGCCUUUCAAGAGGAUGCUCUGUUUGUUCUGUUGAGAAAAGUCUUGGAGAUGUACCUGGCGGAAAGGACACGGAGGACUUCUGUGAAGUCCAGGGCGGGGCUGUGGCCCGCUCUGGCCCUGGAGUGGCUGAGCUGGGCAGGGUUGCAGGGAGAGCACAUACAGGAAGGGCAACUUCUCUGAGAACUUUCCACGGACUUGUAAGUCCCCUAUAUGCCCACAGCCAGUAGUCGGUUACCAAAGAUGGCUUUUCCCUUUACGGAACGUGAAAACUCUCAUUUUAACAAACAAAGGGAUUCCAACAGUUUGAAAUCCCCUUGGCUUUCUGCAGGAGAGAAAGAAUUUUAAAAGCGACAGGAGCAGGGAACUAAUUUACCUCUUAGGGCUCUUCUCCCUGGAGUGGCCAUCCUGUUCGUCCCUAUUCUUUUGCCUUUUACUCAGCUCAUCCCUCCUUUGCAAGGAUGGCUUCCCAGGGUCUCCCCCACUCUGCUCUGUCGCAGGGACACCCCUCAGAUAAACCACCCUUCCUAAAAUGCUGCUCUCGUCUCACCCUGCCCCUGCGAAACAGCUCCCGAGGGCUCAGAGCUUUAGUUCAGGAGCUACAGUUGGAGUUUUCCCAUCAGUUGCUGCCUCCUCCCGACCUCCCCAAACUGUGCUACUGUGAAUUUCCGGGUCAGCGUCCCCGGCCUCUGCACCUGCCCCCAGCGCUCCUCCACCUAGACUGGUGUCUUUCCUUCUUGUGUUUUCUCUAGUCAGCCCAACAUGUACUGAAAUACAGAACGGAGUCUAAAGAGACAACUUGUGACGCCCUCUCUCUCCUGCCAGUGUGAGAGGGGUUCCCUUUCCAGCUGCAAUCUGCUCUCUGCUGCAGGGGCCCUGGUGUCGCUCCUCUGUUUCUCACUGCCUUCUGCAAGUACUUUGCAUGCGUGAUGUAGAUUUGAGUGAUGCCUUAGGGUUUAAAGCAUUCUUAGAUUAUUUUAUUUAAGUUUCGCAAUGAUUCAAAUUUUAUAUAUGGAGAAAGAGACCUAUUUUUAAAAAGUCACACCAUUAGUUAUAUUCAAACUAGGACUUGGACUCGUGUGUCUGGCUUCUGACCAGGGUUCUGAGAGUUUGGAUUUCAGGUCCGUGACUCGACACUUUUGAGAGAAGAAAUAAUAGCUUUCAAGGAAGCUAAUGAAUCUGGGAAUACUUGUAUUUAAGAAAUCAAAUUCCAAACUUUUGAUUGUUAGAAUUUAUAAAAAAUCAUAUUUAGAGUUUAUAAAACCUUUUUUCUUAUGAUUUUCCUUUAAAUAUUUUUAAUCAAAGAUGAAAUUUUUUAAUAUAGAACAAAUAUAUAUAUUUUUAGUUUGAUUUCAGACCUUGGGAUAACUAGGGAAACCACCCCCACAUCUGCAAAGUCAAGGUUAUGGGCCAUUUAUUGCAGGACAAUUGCAAAGUUUGAAAAAGUAUAUGACCAGGGACAUGUUUUCUAGCUUUAAUGUGCAAUCUUAUGGGUAUAUUUGCACUUCUACUGAAAGAAGUCUUUUUUUUUUUUCACCCUGAAGGUGUCAGAACCAGACAGAGGCAUGGAGUUUAGGAUUUUGAGCCUGGGUCUGGACUGACAGCACCGAGUGAUAAUGCAUGUCCCAGAGCUCUGCUUUGAGGGAAAGGGCAGCACGGCGUACAGGGGUGCAGAGGAGUGACCUGUCCCCUGCAUCUGUGAGACGCUUUCAAAAUGCAGUGUGGUUGGUGACUUUAGUCUGUUUUCUGGAAAACAUGUUUGCAUGUACCACGCCAAGAAGGCAAGGCAAUCCUAAACAUUAGAAGUAGUGACGAAACGGGCCAGAAAAUAAGGAAAUGGGGGAGCAACCAUGGAAUAUAAGUAGCCAGUCCCUGGAGUCUGGGAAGGGACAGAGUUAAGGGAGAAGCCUGGGCCAGCUGAGGUGUCUCCCUAACGGAAGUGCAAUGUCACUCCGGGUACCUGGGAGGAUUCCAGAGGAAGAAGCCACAUUCCAGGGUCCCUUGAACUUCCUUUGCCUUUUGCUCCCCUCCCCCACCCCAAACUUUUGAAAGCUCUUCCUUCCUGUUGCUUAGAUUGCAUUGCACUUUGUGUUAGUGAUUUUUUUUCCUAAGUCGACCCUAUGUGUUGAUGAAGGGUUUGCAAAGGCAACAGAGGAUUUCAUUACCAGUCCAUAAAACAGACUGCGCAGAAUCUGGAUUUCCCCUAUCCUGCCUUUCUUUUUCAUCUUAUUUGCAAUAAGAGGAAAAGUUUUGAGCCAUUUUGUAAAUGACAUUGUUGAUGUAUUAUGUUUGUACUGGUCGAUGAUGAAGGGUAUUUUUAAAACUUGUUUGUAUACUUCUGCCGCAGAUGUCAACUAUUUUUAUAUCUCAAAAUGCCAAACUCACGUACAGCACACAUUGUUGAUCAAUAGACUGUACUUGUUUUCCAAUAAAAUUGCCAAACCAUG
This is a messenger RNA of Oryctolagus cuniculus (rabbit), 8942 nucleotides long. RefSeq names its product interleukin 1 receptor type 1 (gene IL1R1). Gene Ontology annotation, biological process: interleukin-1-mediated signaling pathway; regulation of inflammatory response. Lineage: Eukaryota; Metazoa; Chordata; Mammalia; Lagomorpha; Leporidae. Gene Ontology annotation, molecular function: interleukin-1, type I, activating receptor activity; interleukin-1 binding. The record is from RefSeq and is a predicted model, not a curated record.